Saccostrea echinata is the source of this 15617-nucleotide messenger RNA. RefSeq names its product E3 ubiquitin-protein ligase rnf213-alpha-like. Bases 12 to 14984 code for a protein of 4990 amino acids. The record is from RefSeq and is a predicted model, not a curated record. NCBI's taxonomy places the organism in Eukaryota, Metazoa, Mollusca, Bivalvia, Ostreida, Ostreidae. The transcript is spliced from 89 exons. Gene Ontology annotation, molecular function: ubiquitin-protein transferase activity; ATP hydrolysis activity.
GGUCGGACAAAAUGACAACAAGAAGUAAAAGUGAUGUGGUGGAAAUCCACUUUCAAGCAAUAGCAUCCAAAAAAUUUAUUGACAACUCAGCAGUAAACAGUGUUCGUAUCAGGUUUGCUCUUGAAGAGUAUGGAGGACUGACGAACUUGUGGCCAACAUACAGUGUACUAUUACCUGAUGGUCAUGUGGCUGUAUCAUUUAGAGGAUAUUUUUCAAAAGAACGGAUUAAGACUCCAGGAUUUCGAUAUUGCUACUGUGUGGUCAUUAAUAAUGAUCUGUCCAAUGUCGUAGAUGAAUAUGUUUAUAAUGCCUGGAAGGUGGAUGAGAACAAUCUAAGACAACUUCAAAAAGAUAAUAUACCAGAUUUAUGGAUGCAGUAUGAUGGAAUUCUGAAUCCCUUGCCAGAGAAAGCAUUCCUUCAAAAAUUAAAGUCAAUGGUUGGAUAUGAUUCAUAUGAAAAGAAAAUGGAAAAAGAUGCAAUUUUCUCUGCAAAGUAUUUCUUUCCAAAAUGGAAACAUUUCUUUGUACAUGGAUGGGAUACUACAGGAGCAGACAUGUUACGACAGAUGGAGAUGUUGUAUGCAGGUCUACAUAAAAAUGUUUUCAUUUCUUGUAAGAAGUGGACACUUGAAGAAGACUUCAAAACUUUUCUUGGAAAGGUGUGGAUAGAAGAUCUGAAACCCAAAUUAGAUGAACUGGAAAAAAAGCCUGAUCUGAUUUCUGCCAUUGGUAUCAUUGUGAUUGCGGAAGAAUACUUGCUGCCACUUGAUGCAAAAAACAAGAAUGCCUUGUUUCAAAGUCUGGUUCUUGAAGCAGAUUUUGAGGAAAUGAAAUGUCCAAUGUAUGACAAAUUUAAGGAAAGUUUCCAGGGAGUUAUUCCGAGGGUUAAAAAAGGAUUGUUAGAGUUCAUCAAAAGUGUGAAAUCUUCAGACGAUCCUACAUGGCUGUGUAGUCUUCCUCUUUACCACUUUUUGAUUGGGAAAUGUCGUCCUUUUGAAGCCAUGACCAAGAGAGUGGAUCAUAAUGCAGUGAAGCCCCUCUGGUGGGGAAAAGAUGGCUUGGAAAUAGAAAUGGAUUACUUGAAAGGAAAAACCAAGUGGAGUGUAGACCCUGAGAUUAUUCUUCAAACCUUAGCACCGAUGUUUGAAAUAGACUUUUACUUGUCAAGAUCCUUUGUGUCUGUGCUAAAGUUGGAAAAACUAACUGUUGUCAAAACCAAGCUGCUGCCUCCAGAAGUUGUAAUGGCUGCACUGUAUUUCUUUUUACGUACAGACUACUUUGAAAAUGACACAAAGAAAAAGAUAGCUUAUGACUGUCUUGAAGUUGCUGCUGAGCAAAUGCGAAAAAGUUGUGAGCUUGAAAAUAUUUCCCAGGAUCAGCUAACAAGAGCAUACCUGUGCAUUAAAAUUGGAGCAGAUGUUUUAAGUAUGGCAAAUUCUCAUCACAGAGACAGGACCAGUAUUGUUUUAUGGGCAACUGAGGCUUUUGUAGUUGCCCUAGCAGUCUAUGAACAGCUAAUCGAAAGAACCAGUAAAGAGGGGAAUUCUAUGGAAAGUGAGAGACUACAUCUUGUAACACUUAAUGAAAAAAAAGGAUUGAUCAAUGACUGGUUGAACAGAUUUAUAUUCUAUCCAUCUGUUGAAGCAGAUCUUGAAGUAUGGAGCAAGAUUCUGUCGAUGAACAUUCCCAAUAGUUCCAUUAAAGAUGCCUUGAUGAGUGAAUUAAAAGACACCCUACAAGAAAAGCUAGAUAAAAAGACAAAACUUGUCAAGGAGCAUCUAAUUACUCUAUACUUCAAUGAUGCUGAUCAGCUGUACCCACCUGCUGUGCAAGAAAUACUUGGACAAUUUGUAAAUCAGGCCUUAGACGAAGGUUGUAUCUGUGAAGAAAAUGUACGCUAUGGAAGAGGAGCUCUCAAAUUAGGAAGCAUGUUAUCUAGGAAGUUUGAGGAAUCUUGGGGAAAAAAUCAUCUCUGUAAAGCCCAGCCAAGGGACAUUCUUAAUUUCACGCUGACAUGGAAGCCUUUUAAACAUUUUCUGGACAUGGUUUAUCAGAAAGAAAAAAGCGGAGUUCUAUCUCAAGAAUGUCAAGUGCAGUUCACGCAGGCAACCUCAGUACUUCAGCUCACUCUGAAUAAAUUGUUGACUGGAGAGAUAGAAAUUGGGGACGUUUUACUGAUUGACAACUGGAAGGAUGCAUUCUAUUGCUUAAACAACAUUAUUUGGAAGAGUGAAAAGAACACUGAUUUGGAGGAAGAAUUAGUUUUACAGACAAUAAAACUGAGAUGCAGAGAAAUACAAAAGGUCAAGGAAGUUCAAGCAAAUGUUGGCAUCUUUGUACAACAGUGUCAACAUUUUAAAGUUGACCUUUGUGAAAUUGACAAGAAGAUGGAAUCAUUAACAAAUAUUGAGAGGAUGAAAGUUUUGGAGGUCUGCAAACCUGCAACUUUAGACAAAGUGUCAAACAUAGAUAACUAUGAUCCUGUUGUGAAUAUAUUUAAUCUGCCCCCCGAUGUUCUAGACAUCCUUCCUCAUUUGAAAAGGAUGUCGGAGGGUGUUUUGUUCUUUAACAUGUGGAUAAAACAAGGUCAGAGAGAAGAGGCCAAGAAGAAAAGCCCUUUAACAAUUGAAGAAGUGGUGGAAAAUGUAUGGCAGAAUGUUAAGCACACCUGGUUAGGUCUUGGUCGGAAAAUUGCCUCAGGAGAUAUCACUUUUAGAGAGUUUCAGCAAUACUUUGGAAACAUUCCUGCUGAUAAUCUUGAAGAACAACUUUCAUAUCUACCCAUUGGCAAGACAAAUGACAAGGACUGGAUAAAGGAGAGGAUCCGACAAUUUCAACAGCACAGAAUACUGGAGCAGUGUGUCUAUGGUGCCAAUGUUAUUUUAAAAGUUGUCAAAGAAUAUGAACUGAAGGGAGACUUUGAACCAGUCAAGAUGAUUGACAAAAUGGUUCAAGGAGCAGAAACAAAAAUGAGUGAAUUUGACACUUCGUUAAUUGAUGCAUGUAAUGUUUUGAGAGGAAUGAGGGAAGAACAUGCAAAAUGUCUUGAGGAAUUCAUCAACUGUAAACAACUCAUUAACUGGCUGAGAAAGUCAAUGGAAAGUCUGAAGGAGUUGAAGGUGUUUGUUGACCUUGCCAGUAUCUCGGCUGGUGAAGGUGACUUGGAGGUUGCAAAGGUCAAAUGUCUUCAUGCUGCCACUACUGGAUAUGCUCCAUUGAUUUUCAACUUGGGUGACCAGUGUGAUUAUUUGAAACUCCUGGAAAAAUGCCAGCUUGUUUGGAAAGAGCUCAAAGCUGAUCCACAUCUGCCAACAAAACUAAGAGAUACAAGCAGACAUUUAGAAUGGUUAAAAGAGGUAAAAUCUGCCCAGGGCUCUGUAGAAGUAACAUCCAUGAAACAAGCAGAGGCCAUCAACUCUGUAGGAAUAUAUAUGGUAGGAAAGGUUGACCCAGAUAUCCACAAGGAAAAACCAACAAUAGAUGAUGUCCUGCAAUUGCAUGUCCAGAAAGAUGAACAAGGGUCUCGACUUCCAAGGAGAUACCAGUAUAAGGAGCUCCAGGAACUCCAGAGUAAACUCAUGCUGGUGGCUGGAAAGGCAGAACAAGGCAGAGAUGAUGUGGAGAGGUUUACCAUUGUGUAUGAUGCAAUAGUAAGACUUUGCAAUGUGUACAUCAAACUUGUGUCAUCUGGCUGUGUGCUAUUUACAAACUGGCAGGCCAGAUUUCUUUGUGACCCUGAAAGGAAAGUGUGUGCCUUUGUCAAAUUUGGAAGUGGGGAGGGGUGCAUCCAGUUAAAGGGAAGAAGAAGUGAGGAUGAUGAUGUCAGCACUGUUAUUCCAAAACUGGCAAAAUUCAUGGAGAACUGUCUAGAUGAGUGGCUGAAAUAUAUUGAACAAAAAAGGGAUGAGUAUCACCAUUUAAAUUUCUGCACUAUUGACCAAAUGGUGAUUUUGCAAAAAGAGAUAGUUUUAAUGGGAGGUGAGGUUGAGCCAUCAAAUUUCAUUUAUCCACUGCUAUCAAAUGUCAAACAUGACUGUACAAAGAUGGAUUUGAUUGGUGCUCUGAAAAAGGCCAAAGGUGAUGUAUUCCAGAAGGAGGCUGAACAAAAAGCAGAGUUGGAAGAAAAUGUAGAGGAGGAGGAAUUGGAUUCUGAUAAUGAAAAUCAAGCUAAGGCGACUGCUAUUGCAAAAUUUAUCUCAGCCAUCAUGGAUUCAGGAUUUUCUGAGAAAUUAGCAAGAGAAGCUUUGAGUAAAGGCAUGAUUGAACCUGAAGAGAUUGAUGAAGGUUUAGUGUGGUGUGUUGAUCAUGAGGAUGAGACAGAGAUGGAGGUAGAAGUGAGCGAGGAGCAGGUAGAGGUUAUAGUUGAGGACUACGAGGGCUGGACAAAAUCUGAGAUGUCAAUUUCCAUCAUGACUCAAAACAUUUUGUCUGAUCUUCAGAAAAACACCACAGCAGCAGACACCCUUAUUCCAGACCUAGAACAGUUGUGGGAGGAAUUCCUGUCCUCCAUUUCCUCCAGUGUGUCAGACUAUCUCAGUGUGGAACACCUGGGGAUCAUCCUCAGGAGACUCGCAGAAACAGAAACAUUUACUGUGAACCGACCUUUUCUCAGUUGCUUUAAGAGAGGAGAACCAAAUUUGCUACUUUGUCAACAAGAUGAGAUUUUGAAUACGGUGCUGACAAUAUAUAGCUAUGAUCCGGAUCAGCCUCUUCCUCAGUCGGAUGAGAUCCUGAUGUGUACUCCACACACCACUCUGGAUGAGGUGGAGAUAUUUUGGAGGAGAGCUGUACUUGACACAACAAACAGAAUCCAUUGUUUGGUUAAUGGAGACCUUCUGGAUUAUGAAGUCAGUGAUAAAGGGGAGAGGAGACUGGAUCAUCACAUGCAGAAAGCUGUAGAACUUGAUAUUCCCUACAAACUAGUGGUGGUCUGUAGCACAGAAAGAGAGUAUCACUCCAGAAUUGUGGCGGCCUUGGACAAAUACAGACGCCCCCCUCUUCCUCUGAUGACGCAUAACAACAUGACAAAAUAUAUCAAAGAUAAGCUGACCUUUGACAUCAGGAGACCAAGUGCUACCCCUGCAGCUGAAGCUGACUUUGAACACUGCACAGUCAGAGUGGUGAAAUCAUGGAGAGCCGGAGUUGGGAAGAGUUUACACAAGAAAAGACUGGCAGAAAAACUCCAUGGUCUACACGGUGGCGUGAUCAGAAGCAAGAAGGCAGUGGUGUCUAUUCCGUUACACGAGAGGGAAAUAAACAUUGAUGACAUCAUGGGUGUUCUCCUGGAUAACACCUUGCAUCCUGGAAAAAUAGAACCAAGACUGUUUCACAUUGAUCUCUCUCAUGAGGUCCAGGAGGGAGUGGACUAUCUGUUGUUCCAGUUACUGAUCCUGGGCUGUCUGACCAACAGUACUGGACAUGUGUGGAGGAAGCUGCCCUAUGACCUCUACAUUGUGGAAACCAUGCCUCUUUUGGCCCGGGACUACCAGGAACAAAGAGGCUAUAUAAAAUGCAUGCAUAGAUGCCUGGACAUUCUGCCUGAUGUGACCUGUCGAUCUCCUCAAGAAAGUCUGAAGAAAUACCAAGGAAAUGCUCCAAAUAUUGGGCAAAAUGACUUACUGUUUGAUGGGAAGGAGUUUGAGAGCAAUGUUUUCCAGAGGCCGUUCCAGUAUCUGUACAGACUGGACAUGAAUCGAGGCUUAGGGGAUGUGGAUAUGAGGAGGACAGAGGGAAACCCCCAAACCUGUCUACAGACACUGCUCAAGCACUGUGGUAUUAGAGACCCCUCGUGGGCUGAGCUGCGACAUUUUGUCUGGUUCCUUAACACACAGCUGGUGGACUUUGAGAACUCAGCUUUCCUUGGUCUUGCAGCUGCAAAAGAUCUCCCAGGAUUUUCACAAUUUGUGUUAAGAUUUCUCAUCCAGAUGUCUAGAGACUUUGCUACCCGGUCCCUGAAUAUGAGUGAGGAGUCCCCCAUACAGAUGUUACAGAGGAUGGACACUGAGGAGGAGGAGGAUGAGGAGGACGUGCUUCAUCAGUUUCAGCUCAGGAGGACGUGGGAGAGCAGCCCCCAUCCCUACUUGUUCUUCAACCCUGACCACAACUCCAUGACAUUCCUGGGAUUUAACAUAGAGAGGCAGACUGGUAACCUGAUAGACGUACAAACAGGGACCGUCCUAGAAAGGGGGAUAAUGCAGAGAAAUCUACAAAAUGCCCUCACCAGAAACAGGGUCCCUAUCAAUGAAAACUUCGACAAUCUCCCGAGAAUUCAAAAGCUCAUCAAACUCUGCAGUGUGAUGGGUGUAGAAGAUGUAUUUGAUCCUGACCCGACCUAUGAACUUACAACAGACAAUGUCAAGAAGAUACUAGCUAUCUACAUGCGCUUCAGAUGUGACAUUCCUGUGAUUAUCAUGGGAGAGACUGGAUGUGGAAAGACUAGGCUUGUCAAAUUCAUGUGUCAGCUUCAGUGUCCUAUUGGGGUGGAGGUUCAGAAUAUGAUCCUUAUGAAGGUUCAUGGAGGCACACGUAGAAGUGACAUCAUCAGGAAAGUGCUGGAUGCUGAGAGAAUAGCCCAGGAGAACACAGCUAAUUAUGGACAAAGACUCUAUACUGUGUUAUUCUUUGAUGAAGCCAACACCACAGAGGCUAUAGGUCUAAUCAAGGAGAUUAUGUGUGACCGCUCAAUGGAGGGGGAACCACUCAAACUCUGUCAGACCCUGAAAAUCGUGGCUGCUUGUAACCCCUACAGAAAACAUUCCGAGGACCUGAUCAAGAGGCUAGAACAAGCAGGACUGGGUUACCAUGUGGAUGCUGAUAAAACCACAGACAGAAUGGGUCGAGUUCCCAUGAGGAGACUUGUAUACAGAGUGCAGCCCCUCCCCCAGAGCAUGCUCCCCCUGGUCUGGGACUUUGGACAGCUAGACACCAAUGUGGAGGAAAUGUACAUCAAACAGAUGGUCCUCAGAUAUAUUCGAGGAGGAAAACUGCCAGAUGAACCAAAUUUAGACACAACAGUCAGUCAUAUUCUUACAUCAGCUCAGGAAUUCAUGAGGAGACAACAGGAUGAGUGUAGUUUUGUCAGUCUGAGAGAUGUGGAGAGAGUCCUAGAGGUGAUAAGCUGGUUCUACAGACAGAGUCAGGGGGAGACAGAUCUGUUUGAUCUGAUGGAGGAGGAGGAGGAGGCAGACUCAGAAGAAGAGGAGGAAGAAGAAAUGGAGGACCAGGAGCUGGCUGAGCCUCAGCCUCAGACUGUCAGCGAUUUGACAAAGUCACUUGUUCUUGCUCUUGGAGUCUGCUACCAUGCUUGUCUGAAAAACCGAGAGGAGUUCCGAAAAGAAAUGGUCAAUGUGUUUAGACAUCCAUGUGUACUUCCUAAAUUUGGCAAUCAGAGAGGUGCUAAACAGAUGUUUGACAUCAUUACAAGAUGCCAGAAUAUUUUCUUGGAGAUUGAUAACUUGGGAGCCAACAUUGCCAAGAACCAGGCUCUGAGAGAGAAUGUGUUUAUGAUGGUGGUGUGUAUAGAGCUGAGAAUUCCUCUUUUCUUGGUGGGGAAACCUGGCAGUUCUAAGUCUUUGGCUAAAACCAUUGUAGCUGAUGCCAUGCAGGGAAAUGCUGCCCACACAGAGAUUUACAGGAACUAUAAACAGGUCCAGAUGGUGUCCUUCCAAUGCAGCCCUUUAUCUGUACCAGAGGGAAUUGUGGGUACUUUCCGUCAGUGUGCCAUGUACCAGAAAGACAAAGAUCUUAACAGAUUUGUCUCUGUUGUCGUACUGGACGAGGUUGGACUGGCUGAGGAUUCUCCCAGAAUGCCUCUCAAGACAUUGCACCCUUUGCUAGAAGAUGGUUGUCAAGGUGAUGAAAAGCCAGAGGAACAUAAAAAAGUAGCGUUCAUAGGAAUUUCUAACUGGGCUCUGGAUCCAGCCAAAAUGAAUCGAGGGAUCCUUGUACAGAGGGAGGUUCCUGACCUUGAAGAACUUGAGGAUAGUGCAGAUGGUAUAUGCUCUGGAGAUAGGAGAAUAAAAAAGAUGAUUAAACCACUGAUUAAACCUCUGGCAGAAUCGUAUCUUCAAGUGUUUCAAUCUGUCAUCGCAAAGAGGGAGUUCUUUGGAUUAAGAGAUUUCUACAGCUUGAUAAAGAUGGUGUACAGUUUUGCUGAGAAGAACAACAAGAAGCCCACCUGGUUGAUGCUACAACACUGCAUCAAGAGAAACUUUGGGGGAUUUGAACACUCAGCAGACCAAGAUCCUCUAGCUGUGUUCUCAGAAAAACUCAAAACAGUGGAAAAAAUUUUAACGCCUUCACCAGGAGAUCCUGACUGUACACCUGCUGGUCUCAUUGAAGCUUGUCUCCAAGGUGAUGGAGUGGACAGUGAUACACGGUACCUGCUACUGCUGACAGAAAACUAUGGAGCUUUGACAGUUUUACAACAGAAGAUUCAGACCAUGAAGAAUGCCAUUACAAUAUUUGGUAGCAGUUUUCCCAGUGAUCAAGAGUACACACAGGUUUGCAGAAAUAUUAACCGUAUCAAGAUCUGCAUGGAAACCGGAAAAACUGUGGUUCUUCUGAACUUGGAGAAUCUGUAUGAGAGUCUGUAUGAUGCCCUUAAUCAGUAUUAUGUCUACUUUGGUGGAGAAAGAUAUGUAGAUCUUGGAUUGGGAACUCAUCGUGUCAAGUGUAGGGUUCACAAGAAUUUCAGAUUGAUAGUUGUAGCAGAGAAGGAGGUUGUGUACAGUAAGUUCCCCAUUCCUCUGAUCAACAGACUAGAGAAACAUUUCCUCAACAUUUCCACCAUGUUGUCCCCAGUACAAGUCAGGCUGGCUCAGAAGUUGCAAAAUUGGGCAGAGGACUUUGUCAAGACAACAGUACUAUACUUAAGAAACCCAAGGGAGAAGAAAUCAGAGUAUAAGACAGGAGACGUCUUCAUGGGAUUCCAUGCAGAUACCUGUGCUUCAAUAAUUCUCCACAUCUCCCAAAAAUACAGUGAUGAUGACUUGGAAACCAUUGAACAAGAGGUGAUGCAAGCUGCCAAAGAACUACUGCUGUGGUGUGCCACUCCUGAUGGUGUAUUGAGGGCAAAACAGAAACUUCCUCCUCGGGAUUUUGCAUUUGUAGAGAACAUUUACUAUGCACAGCAAAAACAUGAUAAUUUAUUGUUUUACCUUAACCAGAAGAUCAGGAUGGAAGUUACGGAUGAACUUUAUGCCCAGGUGACUACCAACUCAAAGCUGAUCACCACAGUAGAUGUAGCAGAGCUGUCUCAGUACCUCCACAUUCCUCAUACACAAAUCACACUCCUCACUCUACAGUCAUUUGAUACAGAGCAGCAAUUCUGUAGACAAGUCAAACAAAGUUUUGAGAGAGACUUAGAUGCUGAGUCUCUGUUGAUUGUACAGUGUGACAGUGGAAAUGAGAAUGCUAGCCUUGUGGCCUGUGCCCAGUAUUCUGUGUUAGAUCAGCUACAACAGCUGGAAGAUGAGAAGACAGGGAAGACACACAUUGUCUUCAUCAUCCAUCUCCCCAGGGUGGCAGGUGGAGGAUUCACAGGAUUCCAGUGUGGUCUGUGGCACUCUGUUCACAUCGAUGACCUUCGCCCUGAUAAUGUUAAAAUGCCCAGUUUUCUGGAGUUGAGGAAUAAGAGUAUAGGGACUUUAAUGGAAACAGCUGCUGGCUCCUCUAAAUCCAGAGACCCUGAAGAAAUGGACUGGGAGGGGAGGCCAGAUCAUAAUAAACGGGAAACUGAGGACAUAGGAAUGGAGGAUCAGGAUGUGUAUCAACAUGACUUUGGCAGCAUGAUGGAGUACACAGGACAAGCCCAUGUGGAGAAGGAGGUGGAUAUUCCAUUUUUCAUAAAGCUGACAGCACAUCCAGCCCUGGCCAUGGUGAAAGAUCCAGCUGAGGACUCCGCCAGAACAACAGAGAGAGUGAAAAUUCUGCUAGAGCUUCUACAUCAAGAAACAAGAGAAAAAAUGACAUUCAUGAAAGGAGUAGGACACCACCUAGCGGCUCUGAUGAAGGAGAAAGAGGAAACCAUGGGGCAGUCUGCUGGGAGUUGGCUCUAUUCAGAGGCCACCAACAGGGACUGUAUCAACAGGGUUGGAACAUUCAGAAAAGCUCGAGACCAGUGUAUCAUUGAGAAAUUGUCCCCCAUCUUGGCUGGCAUCAUUGCACAAGUGGACACCAACAGUAACCUUGACCUUUUGAUUAAAACUGACUCGGACACCUGGGAGAACAAACUUUGGCUUGAGAUCAUCAAUGACCCCUCAGCCACACAGAUUGAGUAUUCCAUGAUUGUGUCCCCCAAAAGACAACAGGAACUUCCAGAGGUGAUGGUGAGGGGGACGGGUUGUGAUGGACAGAAAUUUACAGCACAGAUGCCAUUCUCCUGGCUGAUCUACAAACUGAUUGACCAGAUCUUGAGGACCUCACAGAAUUUAGAAAAAAUUGAAACAAUACAAGAAUUAGUCAUUAGGGUAACAGGCAUUAUAGAGAAUACAUCUCUUGGGAAAGUGCUUCAGAAAUGUCUUGGUGAGGUCAAGGUACCUGAAUUUGUCAAACCAUAUCUCAGUGAUUUUGUUCAUAUGGUAUAUCAUGUGACCAGUGUGGAGGAACAUGGGCUGGUGUGUGAAAAUUUACUGAAUGGAAUGAAUAUGGACUUCAGAGAAGGACUGCAGAGUGUUGUGAUGAACUUUGUAGCAAUUCAUGCUGUAUACAAUAAAUCCGUACCUCGUCUGAGGAAUUUUGCCGGCAUAACACGGGUGUGGCCUGAGUGUAGUGCCAAAAUCAUUGAGUUCCAGCAGAAAAGUGCUCAAUUCUACCUCGUCACAGAUGAAGAACUGGCUUUAGAUAUACUGGGCCUCUACCUGUUGUUGCAAUCUUUGGAGCCUGGCAAGGACUCACUAAAUGACCACAGGGGCAGACAGUACUGGCAGAAACAGGUGCUCAAGUACCGACCUGUGGUAGAGAGGAUUCUGGGACAGUUUGUACAGGAGGUGGAUCCAUCAGGAGUGGAGGAGUUUGGGAGAAGGUGUAGGGAGGGAAUGAAGGAGGCUAGGUGUAUGUGGACUAGGAUAACAGUGAUGAAGUUAUUCCUUCAGCAUGUUUGUUCUGAGGAUACACAGCCAGCAGAGAGAUGCAUGAUGCUCUGGAUGAUGCUGAAGGAUAAUGUUGACUUCAAGAAACUAGAAUCUUUGGAAAAGGUGGAAAAAUUCCUAAAAAUCUGCAUGAAAAAGGUUGUGAAAACAGCAAUUGGGUGUCAGACAAACUGCACAGCCUGUGAGAGUGAGAUCACAGAGAAGCCUAUACAACUUCCCUGUAAGGAUGUUAUCUGUAUCAAGUGUUACAACGAGAUGAAGAUUCUGAGAGCUACUGAAUGCCCCGCUUGUCAUAGUGAGAUUUCUGGGGACUUUGAUCCUCAGGAAGACAAUACCCAAAGAAUUAAGUUCAAAAAGCUACAAGAAUUCCAAAGACGUUGCAAUAGCUUUUUCAUGGAUCUGGUUUCUCAGCUUUGCUUCUCUGACGAUGUACCACCAUCUAGACAUGUGGUAGAGAAGCUUAUGUCCCACAUCACAGCUACAGCUAAAAGUGGCAAAAUGGCCAGUAAGGAGUUGUCAGUGUUUGAGGAAGGCAUUGAUCCUACACCAGUCCUACGAUCCUUCCUCCUACAACAUCUUCUGAGAACUAACUCUGAUGAAGUAAGAGAGUGCUUGGGGAUGUAUUUGGAUCAAGUGGAGAAACUGAUGUCCCUCACAGAGAAUGAAGAGAAAAUGAUAGAACUGUCUCUGUUGGUCAUUCAGUGUCUAGAGGACUCCUUUGAUCAAGAAGUAACCAAAAAUUCUGACCCUGAAAAAUCGAAAAUCAAGAUGGCUACCCACAUGCUUCAGCACAAUGUCCACCUGGUGAUGAAGGAGGGUUUGGACAUAGAGAAGUUGUAUUGUAUGGCUGAAACCAGGUUCGGACUGAUUGUUGUGGCAGAAAUCCUCCACAAGUUACUGGUGGAGAAGUCAAUAAAGGGGGGACAGAGUAUCAGAAGACUUUUAGAAGCUGCUGGUAGGCUGUGUGAUGAAUGCAGGUCAAAGCAGCCAAAGUUGUUCCUUAUCAAACACCUCUGCCGAUGCUUUGGAUUGGAGACCUAUCAAAAAGUCUGCAAGACAAGUGAUGCUGCCACAGUUCGAUGGUUGAGUGUACCAGAACUCCAGAAAAAUGAGAUUGUUGAGUGCAGUGACAGGUUUAUUGUGUGUGGAGACCAGUACAAAGCACUGAGAGAGAAGUUAACCCAGGCAGCACUGGGACAGAACAUGGAUAUAUUCAACACUGCUAUAGAGAGUGUCAGGGCACCUGAGUUCCAGAAAAGAACACUAACUCUCCUGGCUAUUCUUAGGGAAAUAACUAUGUCUUAUUUGUACCCAGAAAACAAGAGAAGAGUUACUGCAGCUGCUAUUGAACUUCUACAUCAGUUUAUGGCACAACACCCUCUGUUUGCAAAUCAGGCUAAACUUCAUGAAGCACUCUGUAGAAAUGCUCUGUGGAGGAGAAACCCUCAGCUGACCGUUCAGGAGGGAAUGGACCUCGGACAUCAGAGUACGGUGUGUCUGUUGAACCACUUUUUUAUCACAUUGUUACAGAUUCCUGAGGAGAGUACACUCAUAGAACCCCUCAACAAACUGGUUCAACAACCACAGGACAUGCAGGGUGCUUUCCUGCCCACAAUGCCACAAGAUAAUGUUGCAGAGAUGAGGGAGGCUCUAUUGGCUGCCAGAGGAGUGAACGAUGCAAAUCCAGUAUUCUACCGCUGCCCAAAUGGUCAUCCGUAUGUGAUUGGUAAUUGUGGCAGACCAGCCAUUGUUGGUAGGUGUAAAGACUGUGGUCAAGAAAUUGGAGGUCAAGGUCACCAAUUAAUAGCUGGCAACAUACUUGACCAAGGGUUAGAUCAGACUGCUACCGGUCACAUUUUGGGUCGGGCAGAAGGGAGACAACCCGUGGCCAGUCCUGAGAGAAGUCUGUCCCCCAUUGAGUGUGCCAUAGUCAGACUCUUCACUCACAUGGCCAUGUACCUAGGAGCCAGCAUCAAUCUUGAGGCUAUUGAAAGCAUGAUCAAACCAGACCUAGAUCAAGACAUAGUCCUGCCAUUCUUGUGGGCACACAUAGAGAAAGAUCUUGUCACUAUCCAGAGAGCCAUAGGAAAAAGUGUGGAUGAUGUCUAUAUCCUGAUACAUAGAAUUUGUAAUGACAUCAUGGAGAAACACAGAGGUACUCAGAUGAAUCAGGAAAUAUGCUUCUUAGCCAAUAAAAAUAGCAGAAUGAAAUGGGAAGAGGAUUUUACUCAAACUUAUUUGUCACCAGUUCUUAAGGAUAUGGACAGCUUUCUGAAAUCUUUAAAUAAGCAACUUGCUAAUGAUCAGAGACUUGGUUCAGACCCUUUGCUGUGUUUGUUAUUUGAGAUGGACAUUCCCUCUGAACAUUCCUCACCGAGCACUCUUCACAAUGUUCAAGCUGUGUGGCGCUACCGAUCACAGAUAACCAUGGACCACCUACUACACACCUUACAAGUACAGAGCAGGGCUCAUCAAGUACUCAUCAUGUUCUUACAAGAGGAGCACCAUCUGAGAGCUAUCCGCCUGGUACCAAACAUUCUAAAACUUCAGAGGGUGCUGAUACAGCGAUACCAGAGAAAGCUGGACAGAGUUGAGGCUACUAGAAUGUCAAUUGAAGAUAUGAUAGAGUCAUAUGAAAAUGAGGGAAGAGCAGAAGAGAUAAAGAAUUUGGUAAGGGACUUCAUUGAGGCCUGGCAGUGUGUACGUGAACAACUUUUAACAUUCAGUUUUCCCACGCUGGAAGGAUUAGCAAGGGUUCCUAAGGAGUACUGUCAUAAAUCAAUUACUGAGACAAACCCAGUGUCAGUUCUAUUACCAACUUUCAGGGAUGCCGGACUCUGCUCCUAUGGCCUCCUGUACUUCUUACUGAAGAAACAAAAUAACUUCCUGCAGGAGUACUGCAAGAAGAAAAAAACAGUAUACACUCAACUGCCCAAGGUUCAGGUGAAUGAUGUGACCUCUGCCCACCUCAUCAGCUUCCACCCUGACAGAGACAUCCUCCCCAUGGUCAUGGCCAACUGUCACUACACGUUUGAGGUCGGCAAAGGAACCAAGAUAGAUUACAACUUUGGUGACUUGGAGCGCCAGCUCAUGGACCGAUUCCUGUUCUCCAAGUCUGUCAUUGACAUGCCUGUUUAUGAGUAUGAGAUGAUGACAUACAGAUCAGAAACAACUAAUGCAGUGGUGUUUAGACAUCUCAGGCAGAAAAUAAAACAGGAACCUUUGACCCCAGCAGUAGCCAAUCAAAUCAGUGAAGAGAUCAGAGCUUACCCUGACCUCUGUCAAACUCUUGACAAGCUAGACAUUACCAUCAGUUUCCUGAAAUCUGUAGGGGGUGAUGCUAACAUGUCCUUGGAAAAGUUUAUGACCCAGACUCUUAAAAUGGAAAAUCCAUUCCCCAGUCAAAAGGCAAGAUCUUCCUGUAUGUGUAAGCAUGCUCAGUCACUCUGGAUUACAUUAGCAAUGGAGAAAACCAAAAGACAAGCAUCACACAAGGAGGAUGCCUUUGAGGGUGUGGCCAGUGAGUUGAGGGUGGACCUCCAACCUGACCAGCGUGACAUCAUCAAGUCGUUCUGUGAGGAACUCUCCAUAGAGAGACUAGAACUCCUGCUGGAGACUCUGUUUGAGUGUAUCAUGUUGACCAUCACAGUUCCCAAAGGAACAGAUGAUGAUGAUUUAGACAUGUCCAAACUGAGCCUGAGAGAAACUCUGAUUGGCUACGUUUCAGCUCCUCAGUAUGACCUUGACCCAAACAACCCAGGAUGGAUGAUGAACUUUGUGGAACAAAUUCCAAAUGAAGGAGAAAACUUUACCAAAAUUAUGAACAACCAAGCUGUUGAUGUGUGGUUGUUUUUAUAUGCUAUCUACACUCAAAAACAAAGUGAAAGGAGAUAAUAGUGUUGUAAAAUAAAGUAGAUGAAGCUACUCUAAAAAACAUAGUGAAAGGAGAUACAUAUAAUGUGGUUUUUGGACAGGUAUAAUACAUAUAGUAAAAAUGUUUCAAUUUUUUGGACUUCAAUUUUAUAGAUACUUAAAUCAUAUUCAUAGACUAAGCACAUCGAAACCUUGAUUUAAUAUAAUACUUUUUAUAAACAAUGGAUUGUUUUAGACAUAAUAAAUUACCUGAAUAUUAGUUCACACUAUGAACACCUGUAGAACUGUAUGUUGGGACCAAGCUUUAAUGUGAUAAAAUACACAAUUGUGCCAAUAUUAGUAGUAGAAUUAAAAGUUUGUUUUUGUGUGUGUUGCAAUUAAUAUUUAAAGUAAAAUUAUUACCGUAUUUUUGUACUUUUAUGAGGAUUUUGAGUUUGCAGAUUUUCAUAAUUUUUUUUUAAUAUUUCAAGUCAUUUUAGGCAAUAUCAAUCCUAUUUUGUUUGUUGGAAGUUGUGUUCUUAUCUAUAUGUGACUAGAGUGCAAUCAGUGUUACAAUGAUGUUACGCAGUUUUAUUGCACAGAAAGUGCAUGCCUUGUAAACUUGCAUGUAGUUUAUAAUGGAAGAUUAUAUUUCCAGAGAACUUUUUAAUUUAC